This is a messenger RNA of Triticum aestivum (bread wheat), 1405 nucleotides long. RefSeq lists its product as uncharacterized. The record is from RefSeq and is a predicted model, not a curated record. Lineage: Eukaryota; Viridiplantae; Streptophyta; Magnoliopsida; Poales; Poaceae. Bases 476 to 895 code for a protein of 139 amino acids. The transcript is spliced from 5 exons.
CUAUUCCGUGCUCAUAACAGACGCCACAAAAAACAGGCUAUCUUGAAGGAGAUCAGGCCAGAUGCGCCAUCCUUUCUCCGUUUCUUCCUCUGCCAUGGCUCUACCAAACCUCGCCGCCGGGCCCUCCCGUCGUCGGCGCCUGCCCGCCGCCGGGCCGACCAGGCCUUCUCGACCCGACGCAUGCCUGCGCUGGGCGUCGGCCGUCGUCGAAGCACGCCGCUGGGUCGGACGUGUGACGUCCAAGCACGGCACACCGCCGGAUCGAUCCCCCGCGUCGAUGUAAUCCUGGGCCAUCGUCGGUGCACGUCGCCGGAUUGAAACUCGCGCCGUCGGCGAAGCGGCCCGCCGGUGCCGACGUAUGAUUGGGCUGGUCGUCCAAGCCGUACGUGGCAGGAUGGAUCGAUCCUGGCCAUGACUGAAGCACAACGUCGGAUCCAACUCAUACCAGGCGUACCGUCGACGAGGAAGCAGCGAGAUGGUGCGAGGUCGUCAGGGCGGCGGCGGGCGCAAGCGGCAGGAGAGGCGUCUGCCUGAUUUCCCUCCACGUGAAGAUGACAAGUCAGUGAAGAAAUACCUACAUGGUAGGGUCAAGAAAGCUGAGCUCGAUGAUUACAGAUUACCGACCAUAUUUGAGAUUGAGGAGCCACAAGUCGUCCAGAGGAACCGUGGUCUGGUGACCAUCUAUAACAAGAUGGGUCAACUGCGCCGGAGGUUCUAUAAGCUGAUGAUUGAGGGUCGCCAGGGGUCUAAAGAAGGAAAUUUCAUCAAGGAUAAACUAAAAGUCUUUCUGAAGGAAGUAAAGAUCCUCCAGGAUCAGGUCAAGAAACUGCGUGGAGUGGAUGGUUACUUCAAGAUGCCACCUGUCCUUGCGGAGGACCUGGUUUUGUUGAAGUAGACUCUAGGAAACCCGCUUGUGCUACUAACUAAACCACACCAAUUUUGGAGUGUAACUCUUGCUAAGCUGUCCUAUGUGGAGAUGGAGCAUGCCUCAAGCUGCUCUUCGCAACUAAGAUGUCCUUUGGUGUAGAAGCAUUUUUCAAGCUGCCAUGCUUGAAGAGGAGUCGAAUUGGUUGCGGGGUAACCCUCUGCUGCAAGUUAGGGUAAACCUCACCCAUUCUGGCCUGUAAUCGCAACUAAGCUAGAUGAAAAUUGUUUUUGGUAGUGGUGGAUAAUGCAUCAUGCGUCAUAUGUAGACUACUAAAUUUCCACCAGCUUUUUCCACAGCUGCCUGAAAACGUUUGUUAGCAUAUCUGUGAGAAUUUCUGUAAGUGCUACGACUUAUUAUUUCUUCUGUUCUUGGGUUGCGUGGUAAAAAAGCCCCCUUGUGCUGUAGGGAACAUACAUUCUAGUUUGAAAUUAACUACUUUUCCUCUCUUCGGAAGAGAAGUUGUGGGAAGAUUGCAUA